AUGACGCCUAGUCUACAGGUGCAGGAAGAAAAUGAUCCACCCCACUGCUCCCUGGGCCAAAGUCCUGCGAUGCUCCACUUACACCUGGAUCUGCAGGUCAAGUUCGGGCCGUACCGCGGGCUGAGCGGCGCGGCGGUGCUGCAGCUGCGCUGCCUGUGCCCGGGCGCCUCCGAGCUGCGGCUCCACUCGCACCCGUGCCUCCGGUUGACGGCGGCCGAGCUGCGGCGGGAGCCGCCCGACUUCGAGGAGCCGUGCGCCCAGCCGGUGCUCCACACGCGAGACUUCCCGCACCGCGGCGCUUCCAGCAGCUGCUCCGCUUCGGUGUCGGGCGGGGAGGGCCCCGGGUUACCUGGUUGGCUCCUGAGGAGACAGCAGGGAAAGGAGAAGCCCUUUGUCUACAUCCAGGGCCAAGCUGUCCUGACCUGGGCUUUCUUCCCGUGCUUCGACAGCUCCUCAAUACUUGUGGAGGUCCCCGAUGGCUUCACAGCUGUGAUGAGUGCAUGGACCCGGGAGAAGACAGGUCCAAAUCAGUUCUUCUUCCCCUCCUAUCUGAUAGCCUUGGCUGUGGGAGACCUGGUUUCGGUGGAAGUUGGACCCAGGAGCCAGGUGUGGGCGGAGCCCUGCCUGAUUGAGGCCGCCAAGGAGGACAGCGGGGUGAUAGAAGAAUUCCUGGCAACAGGAGAGAAGCUUUUCGGAUCUUAUGUUUGGGGAAAGUAUGGUGUCACAUUAACUGAUGUGUGGGCUUCUCAUACCUGCUUGGAGGCUGCCACCGGGAGGGCCCUGAUGGGGCAGCACACGGAGAUCACGGGAGAGGACCACCCACUCAACACUCGAGUGAAGAUCGAGCCAGGUGUUAACCCAGAUGAUACGUACAACCAGACCCGCUAUGAGAAAGGCUUCUGCUUCGUCUCAUACCUGGCCCACUUGGCCUGUGUGGACGAGUUUAAAUUCCAGAGUAUCUUAGCCGAAGACUUUCUAGAAUUCUACUUGGACUAUUUCCCUGAGCUGAAGGAAAGGACAGUGGAUUCCAUUCCAGGUUUUGAGUUUGAUCGCUGGCUGGAUACCCCCAGCUGGCCCCCCUCUCCUCCUCUCUCCCCUGGGGACUCACUCCUGAAUCCAGCUGAAGAGCUGGCCCAGCUGUGGAUGACAGAGGUGGACAUGCAGGCCAUCAAAGCUGUGGCCGUCUCUGCCCGGGAGACGUCUUACCAGCUGACCUACUUCCUGGGUGAGAUCCUCCGGAAGUCUCCUCUCCCUCCAGGGAAUGUGACAAAACUCAGAGAGACAUAAGCAGCUAUCUCCAGUGCCCGGAAUGCAGAGCUCCAGCUCUGAUGGGGCCAGAUUGUCCUUAAGAACGACCACCAAGAGGACUUCUGGAAAGUAAAGGUGUUCCUGCAGAGCCAGGGGAAGCAGCAGACCCUGGCACUGUACCACACCGUGAUGGCCCAGAUCAUCACCAAGGAGACCAUUGGCUCUGCUUCCUCCCAGCUCCACAGCAACAUCGUCAAUUACAUCCAGCAGAUCCUAGAGCCCGAGGGCAGUUAGGGGCUCAUACACACUGCCCCUGCCUCUUCAGACUUGGAGGAUUUUGGAAUCAUUGUUCCCAACCUCCAUUCUGCAGUCACCAUCUCGAAGUGCCCGUCCCCACAGGACCGUCUGCUCUCUGGGCUCCAGUGUCUGAGACCCUCGGGCCUCUGCUCCAGCCCACCAAGUCCUGAAACUGGAAGUCCCUCCUACAGCCACCUUGGUACAGGCUGCUGGUGGUGUUGGGGACAGUUGGCCUCCUCCCUCCUUCUACUUAGGUCUCUGAGGAGAGGCAGAGACAGGUCUGUCUCUCUCUUUCUUUAAUAAAUGUUUUUAAGCAAAAACUAGGUAAA
Molecule: messenger RNA, 1874 nt
Organism: Heterocephalus glaber (naked mole-rat)
Lineage: Eukaryota; Metazoa; Chordata; Mammalia; Rodentia; Bathyergidae
Source: RefSeq, a predicted model, not a curated record